This is a messenger RNA of Cariama cristata (Red-legged seriema), 879 nucleotides long. RefSeq names its product parathyroid hormone-like hormone (gene PTHLH). Lineage: Eukaryota; Metazoa; Chordata; Aves; Cariamiformes; Cariamidae. The record is from RefSeq and is a predicted model, not a curated record. The annotation marks the transcript as partial. The transcript has 2 exons. Gene Ontology annotation, cellular component: extracellular region. Gene Ontology annotation, biological process: osteoblast development; bone mineralization; adenylate cyclase-activating G protein-coupled receptor signaling pathway. Gene Ontology annotation, molecular function: hormone activity; peptide hormone receptor binding.
CAAACGGGCUGUAUCAGAGCACCAGCUAUUGCAUGACAAGGGCAAGUCAAUCCAAGACUUACGAAGAAGAAUAUUCCUUCAAAAUUUAAUUGAAGGUGUCAACACUGCAGAAAUCCGUGCAACUUCGGAGGUUUCACCUAACCCCAAGCCUGCUACCAACACGAAGAACUACCCUGUCCGAUUUGGCAGUGAAGAUGAGGGCAGAUACCUAACUCAGGAGACAAACAAAUCACAGACCUACAAGGAGCAGCCCCUGAAGGUAUCGGGGAAGAAAAAGAAAGCAAAGCCUGGAAAACGUAAGGAACAAGAGAAGAAGAAGAGACGAGCCCGCUCAGCUUGGCUAAAUUCUGGCAUGUACGGAAGCGACGUGACCGAAAGCCCACUCUUGGACAUCUCUGUUACUACACAGAACCACACUUUAAGGAGGCGCUGACAUUUUCAGCAAGAGCUUUUUGGAAGACAUAUUGCAGUAUUCUGUAAUAGUGAACAUAUGGGAAGUAUUAAAAUAUUUAUUACCUGUAAAUAUUGUAAAUGCUCAGAAUAAAACCUUUUCCCCCAUUGCUCUCUGAAACUGCACAUUUGGUUAUUGUGAAUUUUCCUUUUUUUUUUUUUUUUUUUUGGCUAAGGCUAAGACAAUUAUUAUUGUCACAUUUACCAUAAUUUAUUUUGUUGACUGGUGUAUUUAUUUUGUGAACGUAUCUUGGUGCUGCUGACUUUCUAUAUUUUUUGUAACAUAAUGCACUUUAGAUAUACAUAUUGAGUACAUUGAUAACUGACAUAAAAUGUUCCUGGUUUGUGGUUGACUUCAAUGAAUGCCUACAUCCAAUUGUCCAAACUGAUUUUCCUUUGUGCAUGUAUAAUAGCAGUAUUUUAAAAUUU